CAUGCACACAAAUUGUUGAGUUUUAUUUGUUCAGUAAACUAAAGCCUUUGAAAUUGUUACGGUUUACAUUACAUACCGUUAUAAAAUUUCGGCUGUUUGCAAUUAAAACAAUAACAGAAUUGUUACAGUUACAGAACAAUUACAGAAUUCCUUUAAAUAGUGUGUUUUGGGGCUUAUUCCAGUAGAAUGUAACAGUGUUUUUUUAUUCCCAUCUGCUAAAUAUCCCACCAAUAAAAUCCAAAAACAAAUGGAGUCUCACAGUGACCAUUGGAGUUUCCAUUUAAACCAAUACCAUUCCCAUGAUAACCAUUAAAUCCAAUAGAAUACCUGUAGCCUAAUGGUUUCAAUUUUUGCUACAGAGACUGUUGCAGAAAAUAAUAAUGGCUUCUUUUUUCUUGACUUGUUUCACAAUUUUGCAAAUAUUAGCCUAGUUUGCCACAACAGAAUUGUUGAAUGCGUUUAACCAAAUCCAUUUAUUGUUUUGACACCAUGUCACAUCUUUCUUUUUGGCAUGUGGGGCACAUACACGAAACACCGGCGGCCAAUGGCAGGACAGUAUUUUCCAGCGAUCCGCGCGUGGUGCUGUGGAGGAGAGCAUCACCAUCUGAAUACCAACCAGAGCAUCAGACGGACGCGUCCUGCUGUCAACGUGACAGUUGCGAUCGAAAAGAAGCACGCUUAAAUUAAUUUCAUAUCUUUGAGUCGUUAGAUGAAAUAAUAAAAAAAACGCCUAUUGAAAGCGCGCAGGUCCAGGCAGAACGAGUAUAGUAGCCUACGUGGUACCCAAGUUCAGACCGUUGUGGAGACUGCUGGGCGUUAUCGUACCUUCUGUUAUGGUUACGCCAUAAGAGGAUCGUAUUUAAGCCCAACAUCGAUCAUUUAUUGCAGUUGAAACAAUGGGCUCCAGACUCAGCCGUCAAAACAGUCUCGACAACGAGAAUUUUUCACGCCGGCGACGGAAGCACCUCGACAGCACGGGAGAGAGCGAGCGGAGCGGCAGCCGCGGCAGCGCGGACUUCUUGUUUACAUCGCUGAUGCUCAAGCCGGAUAAACUGCCGGGGAUGCUGAGAAGGGCAAACCACAGUCCGUAUGUCAGACGAGUCGCCUGGAUCCGAGAGCUCCAGAAGCUCUCGCGGGAGAGGAAAAUAGAAGAGGCGGCGGAUGUACUCAGACUGUUGCGAAAGGAUCUUGGUUUAGAGGGAACGUCCCUAAAUGAUAUCCUCUACAAGAACUCAGCCUUCCUAAAUCUUGUUGACCCCAUAUCUCACGAGCUGCUGCUCAGCCUGGCCAGAGACAUGCAGUGCCCAAAAAAGGGCACAGAUAUGCUGAAAUCAACUGAUAAAAUCUGCAGACAGCUCAUCUACCACCUGACCCCUCACUCCAAGUGGUUCAGGAAAAGAAUGACCAGGAGAAAAGCCCAGGCCUGUCUUAAAACAACACUUCAAAAGAAGCUCUGCAGUGACUCGGUGGACCUCUCCGGGAUCCCCCUGUCAACUCGUGACCUACAACAUGUGACUUAUUACCUCCAGACCAGUGGGGGCGCUGUAAUAUCCGUAGAUCUUAGUUUCACCGAGCUCCGGGAUGAGGGCCUACGUCUACUUCUGCCCUCCCUGGGUACACUGCCCAAACUCACAACACUGGCUCUCAAUGGGAACCGUCUGACACUUGGCAUCCUUAAAGAUCUGACAGAAUCUAUCAAAGAUUCCAAGAUGUUCACUUGUCUUGCUUGGAUUGACCUGGGCAACAAUGUGGAUAUUUUUACCAUGCCACAGCCCCUUCUUGUAGCCCUAAGACGGCGUUGUAGUCUGAAGAGCAGCCUGCCUACCAUCUACGAGUACACGGAAGGUCUACCCUACUGCUACCGCAUGGAGAGCUCCAUUGAAGAACCCAGCCACUAUGAGGAAGAGGAUGAAGAAGAAGAGGAUCUGGAGCCAUGGAGUAUUGGAGAACAGAAAAGUUCGGGUACCUUAACCCUUCAGUAUUGCGAGAGGUGAACCGAUAACUUUUGAUGUUACUCGAUGACGGAACGGAGAUCAUAAAGAAUGAGACAGUGCAAGCAGGAGACCUCUCCUCCCUCCAUACCAUUUCUCCCAGUCAACACCUUUCACCUUCUCGCUCCCUCACUGCAGCUCCAUGCAUUUGCCAUUGUGGUUAUACAGUAUGUGAACCACACCAUCACAUUUACAGACCCUUUAUUCCCGACAGCACCAAUGGGACCACCUGAACACAACGAACGGUGAAACACGCUGCUUUGAAACUCUCCGAAAGCUUAACUUACUGUGUUGGUGGGCGAUGCUCCCUGACACAAGGUGUGGUUCAUUGGAAGGGGCCUUUUCUCAUGAAGAACCAGUGAUGGACAGGUAAUGAAAAACUUCGGAUGUCACUUGCUGGGCAAAGGUGGGCAAAGGUCACUUGCAUAACAAAGGUGUAUUUGAAGCUCAGAUGACCCAGCGUUUAUGGAGUAUAGGUUAGCGAUUUUGUUAGGUCCGGUUUGGUUGUAUUUGUCAGUGUUGCAUUGCUGAGGCUGUCUUUGCGGGGACAGACCAGACCUAUCACCAUUCUGUGUGUGCUCCACUAAUCUCUCAACAAAAGCCAUGAAACCAGCACAACAGACUAUCCAGCCGUAAAACUGCUAUGUCGUGACUUUUGCAACCCAAGCCCCCGGCCCCCCUUUUCAGAACGUUCACCCACACAUCACUUGUCGUGUAUUUGUGAAUUAUGAUGAUACAAAGGGGUAACACUGUUGAAUUGCCAGGGGCUGGUUUUGUUGUAUACCAAUGAUGAACGAAGAUUUCAUCUUAUUGAUGUUGUCUUAGAACAGGUAGAUCACAAUAAGACUGUUACGGAAAGAUAAUGCUCAUAACACUCUUGUUGUCAUUACUUUAGGUCAUUAUGUGCCUCUUAAAAAUACCUCUUAAUAAGUUUUAGAGGACAUUUAUUUUGACACAGUACAUUUUCAAAGCAACUUUCAUUGCAUUAGAAAGUAUACAUUUUUAUGGGUACGUGUGUUUCCUAGUUUUGCGCUGCUAACGCAAUGUUAAUAUUACAUAACUCGUAUUCUAAUAUCUCAUGCUUUUCUCGAUAAGCCAUGUCUAGUACAUUAAACUGAAGUAUUUAAAUGUUCUUAACACCAGUUCGUAUCUACCUUUAACGUCACAAAAUAUUUAAAAUCAUUUUGAGAUCAUUUUGAAUCUGUGCUUUGUUGUAAUUUAGUUUUUAAUUUGACACAACAUGUUGAAAUGUCACAGAGUUGAACAUUGAACAUUGUUUUAUGGCCUUUGAUUACCUGAGCACUUUAGUCAGUAUUUUGACUGGGUGUGUGACUCAAAAGGUCAUUGUAGCAGUACCAUCCUGUGCAACAUUAACAUUUUGUCCAUCAUUUUAAUACGCAAGCCGAACAAAAAAGGUACCACACAGUCCUUGCUUAAAGGUAAAGCUCAGAUGAUUAAACAGUUACAUAUCAAUGUUAAUUGUGAUAUAAAUACAUAUAGUCAUUUUUAAAUGUGUCAACUAUAUUUGUUUAAUGUUAUCUCAAUGUUGUCUCAAUGUUGUUGUUGACUUUAAUAUAGGCUAUAUUAUAUGUAAAAUGAUAUCCCAAAUAUUGUCACAGGACCUCAACAUUAACAUGACGUUAACUGAAUUAUAUGUGAAACUCGUAUUAUGAUCUUUACAGAAUAUGGAAUUAAUUUGGACUGUUCAACGCUUCAUUCAAGUGCCCUAUAUUGUAAAAAUAUAAAUAUUCGCAUAACUAUUUGCAUUUGUUGUUGUCGCCCUGUGUGUAGAUCAUAAUUAUCAGCCACGUGAUCUGCUUAUACAGGAUGUUUAACCUGCGUAAUAAUUUUCUCUUUACUCAUAUAAACCAAACCAUGAUAGGCUUUCAAUACUCACAAAACGUCAAACCAAUAGUCUCAGAUACAGGUUCCUAAAUGAAGGGCAUCUUAUUUGUCGUCUGUGUGUAGAUUUGUAUGACUUUUCUCUGUAUUUGUGCUUCAAACAUGAUGUAUUCAACAGUACUUUAUAAGACUGUUCAACAGCACUGUAAUAAAAUUUUAAUAUUAAAAUCCAGUGUGUUUAUUCUGUCAUGUAAACAUCUGUCAUACAUGAAACAGCAUAGAAUACUGUAUGUAGUUUAUACGGUUCUUGUCAAUGUGUGUGUGAUGUUGUGUGUGAGACUGUACGCUAUCUGUAAACAGUUCUCAGCUGUUUAUCGGUUUCCCUGUUAUUUCAAACAAAUGCGGAUUGUUUUGCUCUUUCACAUUUUAUUUUAUUAACAGUGACCACAGCUCACGUGACCGUCCUGUUGAGUUAUGGGAAAUUAUGCAUGUCAUGGUGUUGAUGUGACAAGAAUACAAGCGUUACUGCGGAACUAUUUUUUGCCUGGAUCCUUGUCUGCCACCCCAUGGCUAAACAAAACAUGAUAAAAAUGAAUAAUAGUAGAAAGACUAUGUAAGCAUUUCUAAAAUUUGCUUUGCUCAACUGUGAUGCAUUUCUUUUUAUUAUGUAUUUCACAAAAUAAACACAUGAGAAUGGCUAUUUUCUAUUUUUGCAUAUUAUCUGUAGUGUUUCUGUGAGCAAUAAAGUGCACUUUUGUUAUCUAAGCCUAGACACUGCACAGUCACGAUAUCCAUCUCUAAAUAA
Messenger RNA from Triplophysa rosa, 4638 nucleotides. RefSeq names its product leucine rich repeat containing 75Ba (gene lrrc75ba). The record is from RefSeq and is a predicted model, not a curated record. The transcript has 5 exons. The coding region runs from base 897 to 1994 and encodes 365 amino acids. NCBI's taxonomy places the organism in Eukaryota, Metazoa, Chordata, Actinopteri, Cypriniformes, Nemacheilidae.